GAGGAAUCCAAGGAGGAUGAGAUAAUAUUUCCGCAACUCAUGUAUUUGGAGGUAGAAAGUUGCAAUAGCCUGACAUAUUUGUUCACAUCUUCAACAGCAAAAAGCUUGGGUGAACUCAAAAGUAUGAAGAUAAAAGAAUGUAAAUCAAUUGAAGAGAUAAUAUCAAAGGAGGGGGAGGAAUCUGAUGAGAAUGUAAAAAUAAUAUUUGAGCAGCUGCAAGAUUUGUAUCUUGAAAAAUUAGAUGAGCUAAGGUAUUUCUACGCUGGCAAUUUUACUUUAAGUUUUCCAUCCUUGGAGGAAGUCCACGUCAUCAAGUGCAGCUCCAUGAAAACUUUCAGUGCAUUCAACAAAAUAGAUAAUCCGUGGUAUUAUUCAGAAUAUGCGAGACCUCGAAAAGUAACUUAUCUUAAUUCUGCUCUACACAGAACUUCCGAAGAAGAGGUUGAGCCUCUGUUGCCGACUCCAAUAUUGCAGUAAUUAAGAGGAGAUUGAAGGCAUCAAGAAUGGAUGAAGAUGAAUGUGUCCGGAUUUUAUUACGUGUUUUAAAAAA
This is a messenger RNA of Vigna unguiculata (cowpea), 550 nucleotides long. Lineage: Eukaryota; Viridiplantae; Streptophyta; Magnoliopsida; Fabales; Fabaceae. The record is from RefSeq and is a predicted model, not a curated record.